This is a messenger RNA of Pundamilia nyererei, 1684 nucleotides long. RefSeq names its product protein tyrosine phosphatase 4A3. The record is from RefSeq and is a predicted model, not a curated record. Bases 996 to 1508 code for a protein of 170 amino acids. The transcript is spliced from 9 exons. Lineage: Eukaryota; Metazoa; Chordata; Actinopteri; Cichliformes; Cichlidae. Gene Ontology annotation, biological process: protein dephosphorylation.
AUUAACUGUAGUGCGUUCUGCUGGUGACAGGGCUGUCAGGGUCAGAUGACUGCUCAGCCUGAUUAGACCAGCUCAUAGCAGAUCCUAAGCCCAACACACACUGCACCGUUAUACCAAGGUGGAUCUACGAGCUGGCACAUUCAGUACGUCGCAGUUGAGGAGGCCAGAAGGGACACGAGGUGGAUAGUUUAGUGUUAUAGUGGGGCAGAGCUAAAGGUUAUCAAGGAAACAUUUAACCUUCUGCUGCUGCUCCUUCCUGCUUGACUACCAGGACCAAAGACUGAAAGAGGUGUUGUUUUACUGUAACAAGAAGGCAGAAGAACUGGUGUUUAGCCAGUGUUUGGAGAUGACGCUGAAAAGCUAAGCGGACUUUGGUGUAACUGCCAGUCAGAGCCCUGUGGAUUUCCCCUGUUCAGCAGACAAGCUGUCCUCUGAGCCUCUCUGUGUCCUGAUCCACCAUGUGACAGUGAAACAGCUAGGCAGCCAGUCUGGAGACAUGCCUAUUUUUACAAACCAAACUACACUCUAAGAAUUGCUGGUUGAUGGAGUUUGUGAGGCGAAGUGGUGACUACUGCCACGCCCAACACAUUUAAACCCCAUCUGGGAUAAUGCUGCACCAUGUAGUCCUAGGGUUAUGAACCCUACAAGACCACUGGCCUUUGACCUCUGAACCUGUCAGCUCAUGGGGUAACAAGCGGAGCCUUGACACUGAAAGCUAACAGGAGAAAGACGGAAAGAGAGCGUGACUAAAACUGAGUGUGGUCAAAGAAAUAAAAACAGAGAGAAAGUCGACACACUGUAACCUUCUGGACUAUAGCAGACUGUUAACUGAUGGGAUAACAAUCAAGACUAUAGGACGUCAGACCUGGGAAAAUAUCUGAAAAUAGGAGUUCUGGCUCACCUGGAGAUCAAAUAUAAACUGAAGACAUAGCUGCUAAACGCAACAGCUGGAGCUAAAGGGGUUACACACGCAAGAAUUCUUCACACUGGUCAACAUGAAUCGCCCAGCUCCAGUCGAACUGUGCCACAAGAACAUGAGAUUUCUUAUUACACACAACCCAACAGAUGGCACACUCAGCUCCUUCAUAGAGGACUUGAAGCGAUAUGGUGCCACAACAGUGGUCCGAGUUUGUGAUGUCACUUAUGACAAAACACGGCUUGAGAAAGAUGGCAUUACAGUGGUGGACUGGCCAUUUGAUGAUGGAGCCCCGCCACCCAGUAAGCUGGUCGAUGAUUGGUUGAAUCUGCUAAAGAAGACAUUUCAGGAGGAUCCAGGAAGCUGUGUGGCUGUUCACUGUGUGGCUGGAUUAGGGAGGGCUCCUGUGCUUGUUGCUUUGGCUCUGAUAGAAAGCGGAAUGAAAUAUGAGGAUGCUAUUCAACUCAUCAGACAGAAGCGUCGUGGAGCCAUCAACAGCAAACAGCUAACCUACCUGGAGAAAUAUCGAUCUAAGCAUAGGCUCCGUUUCAAAGACUCCCGCAAACACAAGAACAAAUGCUGCAUCGUAUGAACACAUGCACACACACACACGCAGGCACACACACAGAGACAUUUCUCAGGAAUUCAGCAGUACAAGGCUUCAGUCAUUGUCACAAAUACUAAAAACAGAGGCGUCAGUGCCCAUGUUGAAUCUUAAAAAGUUUUUCUUCUUUGUUUCCCUUUCUUUUCCUUUAAUAUGUUUUUUUU